Messenger RNA from Paramecium tetraurelia, 336 nucleotides. RefSeq lists its product as uncharacterized. Lineage: Eukaryota; Ciliophora; Oligohymenophorea; Peniculida; Parameciidae. The record is from RefSeq and is a predicted model, not a curated record. The transcript has 2 exons.
AUGAUGAGUAAAGAAGAGAGGAAUUAAAAUCAAAAUCAGCCUUUCUUAACAUUUGGAGAUUAUGAGAAGGUGAAAUUUACCUUCAGUGGAUUAGACAAGUAUAUCGUUAUGGAGUUAAAUACAAAAAUUGCUUUAGAAGAUUUGAAGUUCACAUUUGCCAAUAUAUUAAAAACAGAUUUUUUUGCGAAAAAGCUUGAGUAUCAUGUCACUAAAGGAUUUCAGGAUAAGACUUUAUCCGCUUAAAAGUCUUUAGCUCAUUAGGAAAUUUAAAGCCUUUUUAGAGGCCCAGGUUAAUAAUUGAACAUACAAGUAAAAUUUAUUGAGGAGGGAGCUUGA